AGUCGUAUUGCUCAUUACGUACUGUAGGAAACUCUUUACUUGCGAGUCAUUUGAACAUGUCUGCAACUGCUCGUCCGUUGAGGGAACGUGUUCGUAAGCACUAUGAUUAUCUCAUCAACGAACUGAUGGUGUCGUCUUACGUGAACGUUCUCUUCCAAGAGAAAGUGCUUUCUAGUGAAGAGAAGGAGCGUCUGUCUGCACGAGGCGGUCGGCAAGAACGGGCACAGGAUUUUGUAGACACGCUCAUGCACAAAUCUGAAUCAAGUAUUCACAAAUUCUUUGAUAUUGUCAGAGAGCACGAAGACAAGCAGCCGCACAUCUACUAUGAUGUCUUUCCUCAACACAAAGCAAACGAGAUGCAAGCGCAACGUUCGGUUGCUGCAGCUUCUCUUGCUGCUCUCGAGACAGAGACGCAAGGUUGUGGGUCAUUGAAGGCUGAGCUGUUUGAUUUGUGUGACAUUGUGGGUGACAAGUGGCGUGAUUUGGCGGAUCGUCUCAACAUGAGCAGAUAUGAUGUUGAGAUGAUAGAACUGGAGGUUCAUACAAAGAAGGAACGAGCAUUUAUGAUGCUAUGCAAAUGGCAGUCGAUGGUAGGAGACAAUGCAACUGUAGAGAAGGUAAAAGCUGAACUAAAAGAGAUUGAAGAGCAGAAGAAGGACGAAGCCAUUGCAAGUAUAGUGUUUCCCAACGAACUAAUGGAAGAAAAGCAAUUUUGUGGUCGCAAGAAAGAGUUGACAAUUUUGUUCGAGACAAUGUGGGGAGAAAAGGCUCCACAAGUGUCUACGUCAUUGAAAUUCUGCUGUGUGGUGAUCAAAGGAAUGGGCGGAGUGGGGAAAUCAUCUUUGGCAGCCAAAUAUGCAUUUCAAUGUAAACAUCUGUAUAGUGAUGGAGUGCUGUAUUUCAAUGCAGAAUCAUGGGCAACACUGACAAACUCAGUCAUACACAAUCUCACAGUUUUGUCUUUAAGUUCUCCUUCUGUUUCACGUUCUCAAAGUCGAUUUGAUGAGCUCAAGAGCAAUCCAUUACAAGACAACAAUUCAGUGCUGCUUAACCACAUUUCCAAGCUUCCUAAGAUGUUGCUGGUGUAUGAUGGUGCAGAUGAUCUCUCUUUUCUGUCUAAAAUUCUUCCUCGUUCAACUGCUCGUGUCCAUGUAUUGAUCACAACUCGAUGUGAUGAUUGUUCUGUGUUACAGAUAUCACUAAAUCAUGUCAUCUCUCUUGGUUGUUUGGAAGCCGAAGACGCCGUGGCAGCUGUAGCCAUGUGGUCUGGUCGUCAACCGUCCAACAGUCAAGAAAGAGCAGCAGCCACCAAAUUGUCAGUUGAAGCUCCCAUAGAAAAGCUACCAAUUGCUCUUGCUCAUACAGGCACGUAUAUGCGAAAGGCACAUCUAAGUUAUGAGGAAUAUUACAAACUGUUGAAAAGAAAUGAAGUUGAACUUGAGGCUUUGGCAUUGGAUCUUGACAAACUGUUGCAUUACUUUAAUGCUGGUUGUUUACGUGAAUUGUUAUUGCAAGCUCGUGUGACUCAACCUGUUGAUUUAGAAAGAUUGCGUGACACAGAUGUUGAUGGAUUGAAUAUAAGUAAAAGUGACAAAAAUGUUGUUAAAACUAUGAGAAACUUUAUGUCUUCUAGUCAUACUCAUCUGACAUGGCAGAUGGACAUUGAGUUGGUUGCAAGAGAGAAUCCCAAAGCGUUGUCUCUACUUGAAUAUGCAUCAUUUCUGUCUUCAAGAGACAUUCCAGAGAAGCUCGUUCGUCCUCUUAUGUUUGGUGAAUGUGCCAAUUAUGAAUACAGUUUGUGUGUCUCAACUUUGUCUUCACACAAUUUAGUUGAAUGGCAUGAGACAGCAGAAGGUUACACUUUGAAUAUUCAUCCAUUGGUGCAGUCAACAGUGAUGGAACGUGUCAAGCAGCAACCAGAUGAGAUGGAACGUAAAUUAACUGAUGUUUGUAACAAUAUGCUGUCUUAUAUAUCGCGCAAUGGAAUGGUCAUCAAUUUUCUUCCAAGUGAUGUACCACUUCAACUUGCUUCUCACUCGUCUUCAUUGGCUAAGCAUGUAUUGCUAGCUGAUGUAGAAGUACCAACUUGCUUGCAGUUUGUUAGGCAUACGUGUGCUACAUUUAUGCUGUACCAGUCUCCUGACACAUCAUGUUAUUUGUGUGAAAAAUGGUACCACAAAGUGAUGCAGUUGGACUGUUUUCCACAUGAGGUCAAACGUGAAUGGUUCAUAGAAGCAAGUAAUCUUUUGAGUUUGGCAUAUUCUUACAAGUGGAAAAUCAAGGAAUCAUUAGAUUUGAGUUUGAAAACCAAGAAGGUGAUUGAUGAGCUAAAACCAUAUGAAAAGAAAGAAAUAUAUAAACAUCAUAAACAAGUGUUGAAGAAUAUUCAUCAAUGCUAUCACAUGCUAAACAACUUUGAGGAAGAAAAUUUUUACCUGAAAGAGCUGAUGUUGCUGAUGAAAAGUUAUGGAGAACAACUUGGAGCAGAAUUUGCUUCUGUGUUUGGUGCAAUGGCAGUUUAUUUAUUUGUUAGUUGA
This is a messenger RNA of Corticium candelabrum, 2537 nucleotides long. RefSeq lists its product as uncharacterized. Lineage: Eukaryota; Metazoa; Porifera; Homoscleromorpha; Homosclerophorida; Plakinidae. Gene Ontology annotation, molecular function: ADP binding; protein binding. Gene Ontology annotation, biological process: signal transduction; regulation of apoptotic process. The coding region runs from base 57 to 2537 and encodes 826 amino acids. The record is from RefSeq and is a predicted model, not a curated record. The transcript is spliced from 8 exons.